AACAAGGAAUCCAACUCCAUAUUUCAGUUUCUUACGUGUGCUUCUGACUGGCGGAACGUUCUACAGACCAAAGCUAAGCAUUGCAAGGUUUAUACUAAUGGUAUGGAUACUGAUGUGCUUCGUUCUACAAACGGUAUACCAAGGACAACUAUUCAAUUUUAUGAGAACGAAUGCAACGGUGGCUAGUGUUAAAACCUUGGACGAAUUAAUUGAGAAAGGGAUUUCAAUAAAAUUGGUCUUCGACGCUUACAUCGAUUUCUUUGAGUACGAUUACGAACGAUUGGAGAAGCUGCUAAUAUCUGAAAAUGGAACUACUGCAUGGGAAUUCGUUACCGAAACGGAAGCGUACGUAUCAAUGGAAAUCCGUCUCAUCGAUGCGGUUCGUCGGGAGAAACCUGAAACCAGACCAAAAACUAUAAAAAUAGUUUUGGCACCUCAUGUUAUCGAUAUGCCAAAGCGGUUUUAUCUGAAGGAUGCAAUGGAUGACUUAAUCUCGUACAUGAAUGAAAAUGGAAUGACGUCGAAGUGGACGGCGCCGUACACAGAGUCAGCGAUAAGAGACAAUGUCGAUAAACGUUUUCCGCGAAAACUGAACAUAUUACAGAUACUUGGCGUGGUUGAAGUUUGUCUUGGUGCGCUAAUCCUUUCAACGUUGGUAUUUGUUUUCGAAGUGUUAUCUCCACGUUUGGGGCACUGGUAA
Molecule: messenger RNA, 700 nt
Organism: Bradysia coprophila
Lineage: Eukaryota; Metazoa; Arthropoda; Insecta; Diptera; Sciaridae
Source: RefSeq, a predicted model, not a curated record